This is a messenger RNA of Onychostoma macrolepis, 4572 nucleotides long. RefSeq names its product transforming growth factor, beta receptor III (gene tgfbr3). NCBI's taxonomy places the organism in Eukaryota, Metazoa, Chordata, Actinopteri, Cypriniformes, Cyprinidae. The record is from RefSeq and is a predicted model, not a curated record. Bases 295 to 2838 code for a protein of 847 amino acids. The transcript is spliced from 16 exons.
CACACAGACACACAGCAAGCGGGAGAGGUAUUUAAAACUUUUUGAGAUCUGUCACAAGCUAUGUCAUCCCAAAAACCGUGGCGUUUGUCGCACGAUUAAUUACCAUACUGUCAGAAGAUUUUGCUCUGGUCCUUUAUUUUAUCAGCCGAAGGAAACGUUACACCGUGAACUCCCUAAGAAAGUUUUCUUCAGCAUUACUGAAGAUUCGCUGAACUAGUGGGGACCGUUCAAGAAGACACCCUGCUGCUACUUUUUCUGCCACGUCUGGCUUCAGGAAAGCGUUCUGUUCCAGCCAUGUGGCUAACGGCACACAUACACCCCUCCACCAUCCUGUUUUUGACCCUUAGCAGCUUGGCCUCUGCAGGUCCAUUGUCUCGGAGCCCUUGUGAACUUUUGCCAGUUGGGGUGGGUCACCCGGUUCAGGCCAUGUUAAAAAGUUUCACUGCCCUAUCAGGCUGUGCUAGCCGAGGAACCACCAGCCUCCCUCAGGAGGUGCACAUCGUCAACCUACGAAGAGGCAAUGCACAAGGAGACAGAGAGAAACCAGCAGAGGUGGCGUUACAUCUGCGGCCCAUCCAGUCCCUGCCUGUGCACCAGAAACCGCUGGUCUUCGUCCUGAACUCCCCUCAGCCCGUCCUCUGGAAGCUUCGGACAGAGAAACUGGCCUCAGGAGUCAAACGCAUCUUCCAUGUUGCAGAGGGAUCUGAAGUGCACUUUGAGGGAGGAAAUUUCUCUGAGUCGUGUGAGGUGAAGGUGGAAAAUCUUCCUCAUGGCAAUGAGCACCUGCUUUCUUGGGCCCAUCAACGCUAUCGUGCAGUUACCUCUUUCAGCGAGCUCAAGAUGGCCCAUGACGUCUACAUCAAGGUUGGAGAAGACCCCGUCUUCUCCGAGACCUGUAAGAUCGAUAACAAGUUCCUGUCUCUAAACUACCUGGCAAGCUACAUCCAGCCCCAGCCAUCCACAGGGUGUGUUCUCUCAGGUCCUGAUCAUGACCAGGAGGUCCACAUCAUUGAGCUCCAGGCACCAAACUCCAGCAGUGCAUUCCAGGUGGAUGUGAUUGUGGAUUUAAGGCCGCUGGAUGGUGACGCCCCGCUCCAUCGUGACGUUGUGUUGCUUCUGAAAUGUGAGAAGUCAGUGAAUUGGGUAAUCAAAGCCCACAGCCUUAUCGGCAAACUGGACAUUGUGACGUCAGAUACCGUCAGCCUGAGUGAAGACACAGAAAGGCUGAUGCAGGUGUCAAAGACGGUGAAACAGCAGCUGCCUGCAGGAUCUCAGGCUCUCAUCCAGUGGGCAGAGGAAAAUGGAUUCAAACCCGUCACUUCCUACACCAACACCCCUGUUGCCAACCACUUCAAAUUGCGGCUCAGAGAACAAGAUCUAGGGAUCAUGGAUGAGGGAAUGUUCCCACCAGAGUUGUCCAUUCUCCGCAAUACCAACCCACUUCCUAAGCCCAGCGCCCGGGAUUCCCCUGCACGAAACAGGUUCCCGUUUCCCUUCCUGCCAUCCACGGACAAGGGCCUGUCUUUCCCACCUCUGACCCUGUCUCUUGAGGAGCGCGAUCAUCAGGCUGGGGGUCCUGAGGAGCAGCAGGGGGCUUCGAAUGUAGGAUUCAGCGUGCAGUGUGAGAAGAACAAAAUGGUGGUCAGCAUUGACAAGGAAACUCUACAGGCCAAUGGGUUUGGAAAACCCAAUAUCACUCUUCAGGACUCCCAUUGCAAAGCAACCUCCAACAACACCCACUAUAUACUGGAGACGCCCCUGUCUGGCUGCCAAACCACCAAAAUUCCCUCCCACCCCAGCCCAGUGGUCCUUUAUAUCAAUUCAAUUGUUAUUAGCCAAUCAGAACAGAAGGAUGGAAGCGGCUGGCCCUUUGAAUAUGAAGAUCUGGAGUCAGGAGAUGUUGUAAUACCAGGAGAUCCGGAUGUGACAGAAAGAAUUUCACCUGAAAAUGGACAUCGUGCGACUAUCUUGUUUAACUGCACAUAUCGUAAAAACCAGGAAACCCCAGCUGACAGUGAUAUCGGAUCUGAUGAUUUCAUUGUAGACUCUUUAAACAAUGUUACCUUCAACAUGGAACUGUAUAGCAAUCCAUUUCACUACCCAAGCACUCAGUCCUUCCACACCAUCACUGAGAACAGGCCCAUCUAUGUGGAGAUUUCAGCCACAAAAUCUGAUCCUAACCUUGGGUUCAUGAUCCAGACCUGCUUCAUAUCUCCAGACUCCGGUCCUCUUACACAGUCGGACUAUGUUAUCAUAGAGAACAUAUGUCCUAAGGACGACUCUGUGCGCUAUUACCCUCAGCGAGGCGAUUUCCCCGUCCCUCACGCUCAGAUGGACAGAAAACGCUUCAGUUUCACCUACAGAUCAAAGUUCGACGUAUCAUUAAUCUUCCUGCACUGUGAGAUGUCCCUCUGCACCAGAAGAAAUGACAAGGAAAUGAACCUGCCAGAGUGUAUGUUACCAGAUGAAGCCUGCACUUCCCUUAGUGUUGACAACAUCCUCCUCAUGAUGAUGAACACCAAGAUCAUCACCAAGCCAAUUGUGGUUGUCUCCGACAACACACCUGUCACUGUUAACGUACCUGUGGAGCCAUCUGGUCCACGACAUCCUGGCGUUAUAUAUUUCUUGGACACCCCAACUGUGGUGGGCAUUGCUUUUGCUGCCUUUGUGAUUGGAGCCCUUCUGACUGGAGCUCUAUGGUUCAUCUACUCGCAUACAGGUGGUACAGGACCAAAGCAGCAGGUACCAAAGUCCCAACCGGUGUCUGAGAACAGCAGCGCGGCUCACAGCAUCGGCAGCACACAGAGCACACCGUGUUCAAGCAGCAGUAACGCAUAGAGCAGCUGGACUGAUGAUGCUUCCAUUGGCAUUAUGUUUUGAACGUUUGUGGAAGAAUCUGUUUCGUAGCAUAACCUGAGGCCUUAUUAUUUUCGUUAUUUGAAACUGAAAUGUUUAGGCUGAGUAUCCAAACGGAUGAAAAAAGCUACGUUUAGAGGUGAGGGAAAUAACCAAAUCAAGAUCCCAGAGAGUUUGUAAAUGUUGCUUUUUUCUAGAACCCCAUAAGAGAGUGUUUUUGCCUUAUAUGGUUGAGAUCAGUGUGAAAAUAACAAAGGCUGUUUACACCAGUCAUUAUGGCAUGAAGGCGGUCUAGAGGAACAGUUAGUACUCUGCGAGGUUACGCAAAGGCUCAGUCUUCACCCAAACAAAGAUCAAGAAAUUUGACAAGAUAAAACUAUAUAAACUCUUCAAUAUCAGAUUUUUUUUAAAACCCAAAUGCCAAUCAUUUAAUUCUGUGUAAUAGUAUAUAGUAUUCUUUUUUUCUAUAACUCUGACUGGUCUUCAGGAUUCAGACACCAUGAGUGAAGGGUGUAAAAGUCUUUAUCAGAGGCAUUUUCAAUGUAAAGGACAGUUUUUGGAAUAUUGUAAAAUAAUGUAUAUUCUGUGAAUAUUGUAUGAAAUGCAUAGAUUUAAAGUGGAAAUAACUCCGUAAAAAGCUUUAACUAAAACCAAAUAUUUAUCAGAAGAUUAUACACCAUUUAGAAGAUAAUUUUAAAAUUAUAAAUGUAAUCAUAAAGGCAAAUAUGAAUGAAUUUACAGAUAUACAUGCACAAGCGCUUUCCCAGAAUUGGCCUUUUAAAAGAUAGUCGCAAAAUAAAAAGAGAUAGUAGACUAUCUAGUGGUCUAAUAGUACCCCCACCCCACCCCAAUUCUGAUGUACAGAUAAUUGCAGAUGAUUAUAAUAAUAAGCUUAUAAUACUUUUUAUAGAAUGUGAUUUAUUUUUAAAUGCUGGGCAUUAUUAUUCAACAUUAGUAUAAAAAGUAAUGAUUUCAGCAAACAGCAGACUGUAAUAUUUUGAUAUUUUGUCCUUAAAUUUAAAAAUCAAAAUGAGCAUUUGUUGAAAAGGAUUUGAUGUGCCUAGUCACAAAAGAUGUACAUAAUCUAAUGCCAAAGAAUGGGCAUUUACUUUCCUGUCUUUUUGUGUUACAGCAGCCCCUGCGAUGUGUAUGUUUAGGUACUAACCUACCACUAAAGUGAACACAAAAUCAAAAUUUCUUUAAAAAAAAUCAUGAUUUCUGCUGUGUAUGUGAAGUUAACAAUUUGGGAUUUUGUGUAGAACAUGCAUACAGAUACACUUGUAAAGUGCAAGAAAUGUAUGAAUGCAAAGCCAGAGUAAUCCCACCGUCAAAACUUUACAUGAAUGUCAUAACAUUAUAAGUGCCUUACCUUUGAGUAUGCAUUAUGAGAUAAAAUGAGGCAAGAAGGGAAGUGGUGUUUGCUUUGCUUUAGGCACAGUAUUUACCCACUGAUGUGAAAAUCUGCCAAAUCUGUGCAUCUAGUUCUUUGUUUUUAGUAUCUAAUGUUGCUUUUUUGUUUGUGUGUUGCUUGCUACAGACUGUACCUAUAGAAUGUACUUUAUUUCAAACCUUAAUUUCAUUGUAAACUUGUAUAAAUGUCUCCUGUAAGAGGAAAGAGAGUAAGAAUUUAAACAUUUAUUUGUGUAUAAAGUUAUAUUUUUCUAGAGAUAUAUAUAUAUAUACACAUAUAUAUAUAUAUAUAUAUAUAUAUAUAUA